Molecule: messenger RNA, 2772 nt
Organism: Spodoptera littoralis (African cotton leafworm)
Lineage: Eukaryota; Metazoa; Arthropoda; Insecta; Lepidoptera; Noctuidae
Source: the annotation of a GenBank genome assembly
AUGUCUAAUCUAGACGAAAGUGAAGAAAAUUUAAUAGCUUUAAUGGACAGUCUUUGUUCAGAUCUAAAUGUUGACCCUGUUGCUGCGAAAAAGGCUAAGGACUCAUUUUUACAUUUAAAACGACAUUUUACUUUAGAUGGUGAUACAGGGCAUUGGAUGGCAUGUGCCCUGUAUGUGGCAUGCAGGACCUCUAUAACACCAACUGUGCAGUCUGGGAAGGCUGUAGAAGGGAACUGUGUUAGUCUUACCAAGCUAUUAAGACUAUGCAACAUAAGUCUGAUUCAGUUCUUCAAAAAAAUCAAGAAUUGGAUGGAGAUGGCUUUAAUGUCAACUGAGUUUAGAGAUAGGAUAUCUCAUUUGGAGCACAAGUUUGCAGUAUCCACAGUCCUAUACAGGAACUUCCAGCCCAUCUUCCAGGAAAUCUUUUCUGGUUUGACUAAUGAGCCUUUGAAACCUAGCACUAUUAAGAGAAGGUCCAAGAACCAACCUUGUAGUACAAAUGCUCUGUAUGAGUUCACCUGGUGUUUGUACAUAUGUGUUAAGGGAGAGUUCCACAAGUCUGCUCAUGAUCUUGUAGACAUGUACCAUCUGCUGCUUGCAUGUUUAGACUUUGUGUUCGCCAAUGCUUUCUUGAGCAGAAGAAUUGAUUUAAUUAAUCCUGCCUUCAAAGGUGUACCAAAAGAUUGGUUAAGUGAUGACUUCAAAAUGCCGAAUACUGCACCAUGUAUCAUGUCCACAUUGUGUGAGAUAAAGAAUGGUCUACUAGUAGAUGCUGCUUCAACUAAGGAGUACAGCUGGAAACCUGUUCUGAAAUCAUUCUUUGAAAAACAAAUUCUGAAAGGUGAUAAGGAACAGCUUUCCGGAGUCCUUGAUGUAGGAUAUUUCGAUCAAAAUCUUAAAUCAUUGAACAAUUUAUAUGAAACUUAUGUUUUAAGUGUUGGAGAAUUUGAUGAACGCAUAUUUUUGGGUGAACAUGCAAAUGAACAAAUUGUAACUUCCAAUAAAGUGUCUGGAGAUGAAAUAUCACAAGUUAUUGCUACAUUUGGCCCAAGUAACCGAGCCUGCCACGAGACUCCGCUAACAGGACGCCGGUACUUAGCUCGCCGGGACGAGGAACUCACACCAGUUUCUGAAGCUAAGAACAGCCUCGCUCGUCUCGCUUCCUACCUCAGAAAUGCCAAACCACAACCUUCCAGAGACCUCUUGAAAUUGUUCUCUGAUUGCAAUGUAAACAUGGAGGCAAUAAACACGAAUUUAGUACAGCCAUGUAACCGGUGGAUGGAGAAGUUUGCUAACAGUUUGAGAGAGAGCAACACCACUUCCAGUAACGAGACUAUAUCAUUCAGAUGUAAUAUGGUCACCUGUUUGUAUUACAAAGUGUUUGAACAUAUCAUCAGAGAAGAGCAUCGGAAGAAACCACAAGUGUCCUUAAAUAUGCUGCUGACUCAGGAAACCUACCAAUUGGCAGUUUACGCGUGCUGUACAGAGAUAGUCCUACACGCUUAUGGCUUCCACUCGCUGAAGUUCCCGAAAGUAUUGCAGAUAUAUGGACUCAGUGCCUUCCACUUCUAUAAGAUUAUCGAGCUUGUAGUGCAGGCGGUCGUCGAGAAACUCAGCCGUGAUGUCAUCAAACAUCUCAAUGCUGUAGAGGAAGAAGUGUUAGAGUCCUUAGUGUGGACAUCAGACAGUCCACUAUGGGACCAGCUCAGUAAAACUCCAGUACCAGCAUCCAUUGACGUUAAAGUUCAGGACUCGCCGCACCGUAGAAGCAAUGGUCUUCAGUCACCAGUGUCAUCGGUUAUGGAUCGUUACCUCUCACCUAUUGCGGACCAGGCGAAAAAGCAGCUAUUCAAAGACACAAUCAAACCGGGACAAUCUUUACUUGUUGCCACAAACAAUACGCCGUCAAAACAAGAGGCUAGCACUUCGCAACCUACUCCAGGUUGUUCAAACGGCGAGUCGAAUAGUAACACAACUACACCUAAGAAAACCAAUAACUCGUUAAUAUUGUUCUUUAGAAAGUUUUAUAGUUUAGCUGUUGUGCGUGUAAAUGAUUUAUGUACUCGACUGCGUUUAACUGACGAAGAACUGAAGAAGAAGAUAUGGACGUGUCUAGAAUAUUCUGUGAUGCACCAGACGCAGCUUAUGAAAGACCGUCACCUUGACCAAAUACUCAUGUGCGCCGUCUACGUUAUAUGUAGAGUGUCAAAUAAUCCUACAAAUCAAGUAGAGAGAACAUUUACAGAAAUCAUGCAUUGUUAUAGACAACGGCCAUUAGCCGAUAAUCAUGUGUACAGAUCUGUUCUUAUUAAACAGAGUGAUGGAGAGAGUUCACCAGAAAGAGGCGACUUAAUUAAUUUCUACAAUAAAGUGUAUGUCCAAUGUAUGCAAAACUUUGCAUUAAGAUUUACUGGGAAACAUAAAGACGAAUGUAGUUUGUCUCCGCUGCCGGCGGGUCGCGGCGAUGCGACGUGGUCCCCCGCGGGCCAGCGCGUGUCAGAGAGGCACCAGCUCUACGUCAAGCCUCUCACUACGCCGCCACCGCCGCACCAUCAUCUCACCUACCGCUUCAGCCGCAGUCCUGCUAAGGACCUGCACGCCAUCAACACAAUGGUGUCGUAUGAGAUGGGCGGGAUGGCCACGUCGGUUGGUGCGCUAGGAAUGAAGCGCGGCGCUGAGGCAGGUGGAGACGUCGUGAAGAGAGCACGCCUCGCGCACCCCAGCGUGGCACGUCGUCUGCAGGGACUCAUGUCCGACCGACAGGCUGUCUAG